This is a messenger RNA of Pocillopora verrucosa, 1227 nucleotides long. Its product is annotated as ETS-related transcription factor Elf-1-like. NCBI's taxonomy places the organism in Eukaryota, Metazoa, Cnidaria, Anthozoa, Scleractinia, Pocilloporidae. Gene Ontology annotation, biological process: cell differentiation; regulation of transcription by RNA polymerase II. Gene Ontology annotation, cellular component: nucleus. Gene Ontology annotation, molecular function: sequence-specific DNA binding; DNA-binding transcription factor activity, RNA polymerase II-specific. The record is from RefSeq and is a predicted model, not a curated record.
AUGGACGCUGAAAAGAAAGCUUUCUCCAUCCCUAAUGGAAAAGAUCAGUAUCCAAAGCAAACACGAAGAAAGCAUUUUAAGAACAGGAUGCAUCUUUGGGAGUUUCUAUUAGAACUCCUUGCAGACAAAAGAUGUCAGUCAUUGAUAAUGUGGACGAGACAGGAGAAGGGAGAAUUCAGAAUUAUCAAGACAGAAGCUGUGGCAAAAUUAUGGGGCUUCGAAAAUGGUAGACAAGGCAUGACCUAUGACAAACUUAGUCGAGCUUUGAGACAGUAUUACACUGAUGGAAUUAUUACGAAGGUUAGGGGGCAAAAGACGACUUACAAGUUUGACAAACUUCCGUAUAAUUACCUCCCCGGAGUAACAAGACGCUGUAAAAGGGUGUUCCGUGCAAGGAAAGUUUCUCCUCGAGCAGAAAACGAGAUAAAACCUGAUUCACAUGGAGAAGACACACCAGAAUCUCCCGCAGCAAAUACUGUACAACGAAUGGCGUCUCCCCAUGUCAUAUCUUACUGCAACUUCUGGGAAACAUUCCAUAGUUCUAACCCCGCAAUCAUCUUACUGAAUCCAAAAUCAUCCCAUCUCAAUUUAUCUCCGUGUAUUGAAGAGGACUCUGGAUCACACAAGACUGAGAUCCCACGGCCAGUCAUCUACCCAAAGCAACCUCCGAUUCCGAAAUUAUCGCCAUCCAGUUCACCGCGAAACAUCGUGGGGCAAAAUGAACCAGGUUAUGUUGCUCUGUCAGUAAUUUGUCCCGAAACUUUUCCAGUUCAGGAGACCGGCUUCAUUGCACCUCGGAACACUGGAGAUGGGAGUGAGUCUCGCCCUAUCUUGUUGUCGCCCUGCAUUCCGACUCUAGGAUCAAACCGUAAAUUGACACAUCCACACAUUUUGGGAAAACCUUUACCACAUAAAGGCAAGUCUUUGGUCAUUUCCCCAAGGCAGCAUCUCAUCCCGAAUCCAUCACGUAUCAGCUCAUCUGCCAUUGAGGAGCAAAGAGCAACAAGCGUCUCUUCAACGUUUACAGCAUGUCCUCUUUUCCCCUCGCCUUACUCCCAAAACUUCAUACGUCCGACUGAUGUCUACACUCAGGUCAAUAAAGCUCCAUAUCAGCCCCCAGUAUAUCCUGUAUCUGUUUUAUAUGAUCAACAUCCAAUAAUAACUAAUGUGACUGGAAAUUACUUAGCACAUCCAGCACCAAAACCUAAUCAAAAAAAUUUUUAUUGA